This is a messenger RNA of Podospora anserina S mat+, 531 nucleotides long. RefSeq lists its product as uncharacterized. Lineage: Eukaryota; Fungi; Ascomycota; Sordariomycetes; Sordariales; Podosporaceae. Bases 1 to 531 code for a protein of 176 amino acids. The record is from RefSeq and is a predicted model, not a curated record. The transcript is spliced from 2 exons.
AUGAUCUCUUCCAAGAUCGUCUCCUUCCUCGCCGCCGCCCUCGGCGCUGGCUCUGCCCUUGCUUCAGCUAUCCCCGCUCUCGAGAAGAGACAGCGUGCUCCUGGCGCCAGCAUCACCUACUACAAGGAUGAGAAUUUCCAGGGCGACAAGCAGUUAUUUGACAAAGACCGCAAGGAUAUGCAGUGUUGUACUGAGCUCGACUGUCCCGAGAAGUCGGAGCCCUUGAGCACCCAGACGGCCGACGCGCUGGGUGCCGGCAAGUGGAAUGAUGCAAUCAAGUCGUAUCGAUGCGAAGCCAACGCUGAAGAGUUCUACUACAACCCACGUCCCGUGGCGGAGCGUGAUGCCGAGCCUGCCAUGCCUGAGCUGGAGGUGAAGGCUCAGGACAACGAGGGCUAUGGCAGCGUCACCUUCUGCAAGGACCCCCUGUUCCAGGGCGAAUGUUCCAGCUUUGGUCCCCCUGACAAGACUCUGCCUCUCGGCUCUUGUGGUGAGUGGUACGCCUUUGUGCCUGUAGCUUUGAAAUGCUAA